Chrysemys picta bellii (western painted turtle) is the source of this 5920-nucleotide messenger RNA. The record is from RefSeq and is a predicted model, not a curated record. NCBI's taxonomy places the organism in Eukaryota, Metazoa, Chordata, Testudines, Emydidae.
CCGCCUGUGACGUCCCGGCGCGGAGCGGAUGUUGAUCCCCUGACGGGGAAGCGAUGGAGGCCGCGGCCGGAGGGAGCCGGACGGGCGGCCCCGGCGAGCGGGAGCAGCGGUUUUUUAGCACUGACUUCCCUUCGGCUGGUGUUCUUGGUCGCAUUUGGCCUGAUAAUAAUCGUUUGUUUAGAUCAAUGGAAGAAUAAAAUCUGGCCUGAAAUUAAAGUGGCAAGAUCUGACGAAUUGGACAAUGAGAGCUGGGGCUAUGUUCACCCUCAGUUGCUGAGUGUGCCGGAGCUGUGUCACCAUUUAGCUGAUGGAUGGGUUACUGGGGUCACCUUCUUAAGGAAUCUCUUCGUUUUCAAAAGGCAAAAUCCCGGCAAGUUUUGCCUUGUAGUGUGUGGAGUCUUUACAUUCUUGGCUGUUCUGGGCCGAUACAUUCCUGGGCUCUUGCUCUCAUACCUUAUGCUGCUCUUCAUCCUGCUGUGGCCUCUCGUCGUGUACCACAGACUGGGGCAGCGCAUGUACAUGAAGCUGGAGCCAGCUCUGCAGCGGUUGGAUUUCAGCGUUCGAGGCUACAUGAUGUCAAAGCAACGAGUGAAGCAAUUGCGCCAGCGAGCGCCGAACCAGGAGCCGCCUGAUGCUGGGACUGACAGUGAAGAAGAACUUGCUGCGUUCUGUCCCAAGCUGGAUGACUCUGUAGUUGCUAAGGAACUGACUAUCUCCGACUCUGAGCAUUCAGAUGCUGAAGUUUCCUACACUGAGAAUGGGACGUUUAACCUGUCAAGGGGACAAACUCCACUGACUGAGGGAUCUGAAGAUCUUGAUGGUCACAGUGACCCUGAAGAAUCUUUUGCCAGGGAUCUCCCUGACUUCCCUUCCAUAAAUCCAGAGGUGACUGGAAUAGAUGAUGAAGAUGACACCAGCAUUGGGAUUCCCAGCCUUGCUUACCGCUCGCAGGGCAUGGAAGAGCUACGUCCCCCGUAUGACCAAGAAGAAGCUGUCCCUGCGCUCCUACUAGGGGCGCUGCCCUCUGCACACAAUCUUACAAAUAACUUAGCUGGAUUUGUCACCAGAGGCAUGAUACAAUUAGCCUUGUCAGGAGCCUCUGAGCCAGGCCCUGUAUACAGUGACAAUCCCCAGAGAGGCACAAAAACCUAUCUUAGAACCUCCAGCUCUGACUUGGACACUGACGCAGAAGGGGAUGACUUUGAACUGUUGGAUCAGUCCGAGCUGGACCCAGCUGGCUCGCGAGGCCAGUAAGCAAUCACACUUCCUUUCCUUCUGAUUUUUCUGUCAUGAGUAGCCGAGGGGAAUCUUCAGAAGAAAAAGCGUUGUACAGUAAUCUAAAUGGUCUCCUGUGGGUACAAGUAGUAUGGCAACCAAUCCUGGCUGGGUACAUCACUGUGCUGUGAAUUUGUGGGGCUAGCUUGGAUUUCAAAAUAAACCAUGCUUUGGUCAUUCACAGGGCAGAGGCUUUUGAUGCGAUAGCCCCAGUAGCAUCCACACAUCACUCUGCAUUGUCUAUUGUGACACUCCUUGCCCUAAACCAAACCUGCUCACUUGAAACAGUAACUGCUGAGUGUGUCUGCAGUUCUAGUGCCCCUUGGCAGACCGACCUCAGUCUCCGUUAGGAAUGUUCUGGCACCAGCCCAGUCUCUAGCAGGCAGACACUCAGCAGAAGGUGAACAGGACUGGCUUCCUCUUAGAAACCUGGAUUAUGCUAUUUUAACUUUAAAACCAAAAUUCCCUACUCCUAAGUCACGCAUAAAAACAACUGACUUUUCUCCGUCCUCCCUCAGCAGUAUCCAGCUGUCUUGGGUAGAAACAAACACUCUAAUGGCAAAAGCAGUUUCCUCACAAGUAAUGACAGAAUUCCUAUUGCUCCCAUCAAAACCCAAGCUUUCCAGUGACGCUAGUUUAUAAAAGUCAUAAUGGCAAUAACUCAUCUACUGUGCUGGUCCCAGUCCUUCGGGGAGCAGCUGUGCAGCACCGGCGAUUGCAUUGCCUUUCUGAAAGGAAGGGGCUUAGUGCUGGAUUGACACGCCGCAGAACUAAAUUCUCCCACUUGACUCUAGAGCAGCUACCGCCUGGGCAACCGCAAUACUACAUUCCAUGCCCUGGAACUCCUCCUGCCUGGGGGGGUGGAGGGGAUUCCGUCUCCAUGGCCCAUUCAGUUCUUGGCCUCUGUGACAUUGCCCAGCCUUGUGCGGUGAGGACACCUGGCCACUAGACCGCCAGUUCAUGUCACACAAGCCACCAAACAACUAGGAGCUGGUGACUAUUUUGGUCACUUUUAGUCUUGAGCCAGCAACCUGAAGGGGAGGCUCUGUAAACUGACUGGCCUGAGUCAUGCAGUCCCUACAUUUCCCCAUGCUUUUGUAAGCCAUAGAAAUGGAUACCGAUUACACUUGUGCAGCAAAUAGCUUAUCUCUUCAGGGAAAUUCUCUUGUUCAAUUCAAUUCUAGCUUUCGUUUCAUUGGUGCAUUUUAAAGUCAAAGUUAGGCAGAAUGUAGACUACCUGUCUGGAAAUCAUGGCCAUAUAGAAAUCUAAGCUAUAAACUGGACAUGUGUUGGUAUUGGAUUUAAAUUCAGGAAUUAGGUGACCUUGCUAGGUUAUGAAUAAGAAAAAAACUAAGGAUGUUUUAUCCAUACUUAGUAUCAAAUCAAUCAGUAGGAUAAAAGUCCACCUUCGCUAUGGUGCAGCAAGGGCACCUCAUAAUAACCAAAAUGGACCUGGGCCUAAAUUGGCAUUGAAAACAAAAUAUAGAAAUCGCUCCAACCCCUGAUCCUUAAUUGGGUUAAUUUGGACACUGUGUGUACUUGGCUAUUCUACAGUGUUAAACUUCUCAUUAAAAAUACAAAGAUCUUGAUCACGGAGCUUCGAAAGGAAUCCGUGCCCUUUACCUACUAUCAGACCUGCUUCUGGCUGCCUCUGCUUCAGUGCUGUGGUAUCCAGGGUGGCUGGGAUUAUUCCAGUACCAUGGAUAUGACUACAGAAAGUGCUCUGUGUAGGCUGCCUUCUCAGGAGUCUCCUGUCACUGCCUGCAGCUUUCAUGUCAGUAAAUGGCCAUUUUUUCUUGGCUUGCAGGCUACGUUAAUACAUGCAAAAGAUUAGAAUCUGCCCCAUAUCACUUGGGAGCAAUAACUAAAUGAGCCACUAACUAGCACUUUAAAUUGUUUGAAACCAUUAACCUGGGACUAGAUUCUAAAAUCUACUUAGUAUAGUCAUUCUGCCCACCUACAAGGCUCUGAUGGUGUCCUCCUCAGCUGAUCUAGUGACAUUUUAAUUCUUAUUGGUAAGGGAAUUUCUGGGAAUCAUUCUUUAACGUAAGAGGAGCAUAUUGCAGGAAACUACCAUGUUACUGGAACUGCCUUUCACCAAGGGCAUGGAAUGGGUGUAGAGAGCAGAUCUCAAUCUGUCACGCUGGACAGGUUGUCGGUCUCACUUGGGGGUUGAGAGGCCUGUGAUAUAGGGAGGAGGAGCUGCCUCUUACAAUGUGAAGCACUAGAUUCUGGAACCGAGCAUUCUGGAAUGUCAGCCCAGGCAUGCAUAUCUUUAGUAAAGCCCUAGUGCAAACUUGCAUGCCAUAGUUUUGUUAAACAGAAGCCCUAUGUGAGCACUUUGCAAACACUGAAAUGAACUUUGUCAUAAGACUUAAUGUCUUACAGAUUGUUUGAAGAAAAUGGAUUCUCAAUGUGCCAAACUGUACAACUAUUGCAUGAGUAACUUACAGCACCAGAGGUUCAAACUUCAGGUACAACAUGACAAGUUGACUUUUUUUUUAAACCUGGAAAAAGUAUUUAACUCUUAUGUGAUAUCUUGCCUUUUUCCUACUGUUUCCUCUUCUCUGCUGUGAGGAAGAACAAACCUUGUAUGAAAUCAGCCUUUUACACUCCACAUUGGUGUUAAUACCAUGCUGUAAAACUGUUCAGAAGUUCUGGUGACCCUAAGUACUUUAAAACAAAAUUUGCAGCUCCCCAAGUCAGAGGAAGUGCUCUAAACUCAGUGGGCUUUAUUAGACAACAGGAUAGAUUGAUUAAUUGUAUCAAAUCAGGGUAAAACAAGUCAAUAUAAAUCUAGAGUGGUGGUGUUCUCUGAAACAUCCCUGUUUAAUUGCAUCUCUUUGUAAGCAAUCAGCAUAAUCAAAACUAGAACUGAAAAAACAAUGCUCAGUGCUAAUGAUUAGUCUAUUUUCAGAUGCGUCCACUAGCGAUUUAAGAGUCUGUGAACACCCAGUUUAUUCCCUGAAGUACUAACAACACUUCCUGUAUCACAGACUCGUUUCUUCAGCCAUUCCUUUGACCCCAACCCCCCAAAAAGGCUGUGCGUUAUGGGGGAGUGUUGUGGUACAAGCAGAGCUAGGACCCUGGUGUUCUGAGCACGGAUCUCCUGCGGAUGGCCUUCUCUGCCACCGGGCAAGUAACUUUGCUUCUCUAUACUUCAUUGUUCCUAUUUAGAAGUUACUAGCCUCUUUAUGGGGGCUGUCAAAAGGAGAACAUAAACCAAUCCAUGAUGAGCAGUGUAGGUUUCCCCAGACUAUUCCCACUCCUUUUGCCAGCGCAGGCUCCAAAACGAAGCUUCAUACACACCAUGUUGUGAGUUUUUGGAUCCAUAUUUCCAUACUCAUUUCAGUCUUCCUUGUCCAUUGUGUAGUUACCACCAUGGCUUUUAAGGCUGAAGAAGAAUGCCGUACUCCACUUAAAUCUCUGAAAAUUCUUAUGAGUUAUGUCUUUACUAGUAUAGGGUGUUGUAGCAGUGUUGGUCCCAGGAUAUUUUGUCUUUACUAGUGGCAGUCUACAUGUCUUUUCUCUCGUAGGGCCAGAUAGAAAACCAACACCUUCUGCAGACUUAGGGGGACAUUUUUUCUUUAAUGUUCUGUGCUGAAGAAAAUGACUUUUGUAGCAGAACCCCUCCAACUGAUAUAUAACUAUGGAUGAGUGAUGAGCACCUCUAGGUCAAAGUGCUUUCUUUGCUGCAGUGCAGAAAGGGAGAGCUAACCUAUUGUAACAAACGGGGAUGUCUGUUCUCAGCUGUGGCACAAGUGAUACUCGGGCUGCUUAAAUAUAAUUCUUUGGAAUACUCCUGACCGGGCCAGUCUCUCCCCCUCCCCCACACAUAAAUAAAUAACUAAAAUCUUCUAAAGUGCUGCUGCUUCCUAAGGAUGGAAAUGCAGAAUCCUCUGCAGCAGUAAAUGUUUGAAAAUAGCAUCUGUUAACUUUUUAACAUUCUUUUGGAGCAGGGCCUGUUAAGUUCUAGUAGCAUUAACAGAUGCUAUGCCCCACAUUAAUAAGCUACUUUUAAACAGGUUGCUUUUUCUUCUUUGGUUAAAAUGCAGGGACCUCUGUGCUAUGGUCCCCACCAAAAGUGUAAAUUUGUAACUCCACCUAAUGCCAAAUCAGGUUUGUAGCCCCCACUGGGAGCAGAGUUCACCUGGUUUUGUGAACAAUGUGAGACUUGGGGGAAUCGCGUGAUUUUACAUUUUAAUGGCUCUCUGGCAGUUUCCAAGAUCUUUAGUAACUUGUGAAAACGUGUAAAUUUGCUCCACUGACACUUUCUGUAGACCAGCAUAUCCACUGUGAAAGCAUCUAGUUCCCACUAAAGUUGCACCAUCUCUAGACUUCAUUAGUUUAGAAUUUCAUGACUUUAAAGCAUUUUAAGACAGAUGAUACCACCCUGCCCUUUUUUGCCAAAUAAUAAUGUGAAGUCAGUAGUCACAAAAUCAAUGACGUUUCUAGGGAGCCAAUACACCCCCAGUCCCGCCUAGCACAGCGUGCCGGGCUUGGUAACUUUUAAGGGGGUUGGUUUUGAUAUCAUGGGUGUGGCAAUAUCAUCCUGCGUGUUUACAGCAGCCAUCAUUGUGAACGUUUAUAGUCAUUUGUCAGUUUGCAGUUUUUUGAAGUGAGUUAAGUAAAAUGUUGACGAUAA